Rhizoctonia solani is the source of this 4752-nucleotide messenger RNA. RefSeq names its product Retrotransposable element Tf2 protein. The record is from RefSeq and is a predicted model, not a curated record. Gene Ontology annotation, molecular function: nucleic acid binding; zinc ion binding. Gene Ontology annotation, biological process: DNA integration. NCBI's taxonomy places the organism in Eukaryota, Fungi, Basidiomycota, Agaricomycetes, Cantharellales, Ceratobasidiaceae. The coding region runs from base 1 to 4752 and encodes 1583 amino acids. The transcript has 2 exons.
AUGGCAACCCGUUCCCGGAGCACCGCUCGUCCCCAAUCCCCUCUCGAUCAAGGAGAGUUGGGACCCACUCUUCAGGCAACCGCCGAUGAGCCAAGGAGCCUUGAACCAGAGGUCUAUGGGGAAAUAUCCCUCAGCCGCGCAAUCUCCCUCCUCUUGGGAUUGCAAAACCAAGUCAUCCGGCUUGAGCGGGAACUCGAGGAAGCCAAGGAAGCCAACAAGGAAGCCCGAGACUGGAUGGGAACCGUCGACCAAGCCCUCACUCGCAUCGAGGCUAGAGGGGAAGCCCCACAAACACCAGAAGACCGGAAGCCCCCGGCAGUUGAGGCCACGCCCAGGCCCUUAUCAAAAACCAACCCUUUUCCAGCGCCUAGCGCACCCCUCAUUGCCUGGGCCAACCCCACAAGAGCUCCCCCCGCCUUCGCUCAACCAACCCCUGUCCGGGCUCCCCUGCGAGUCCAUACUCCCCCUGUACCUGCGCCUAUCCGGCCCCAAACCCCCCUUCAACCAGCGGCUCCUAUAGCCACAUAUCAAACCCCGGUCAAGGUAGAUCACCCUGACGCAUACACCGGGAAGAUAGGAAACAAAGCCCGCCAAUGGUUAACCCGGAUGUUGGCAUGGGUCCGCCUUAACCAGCGGAUGUUCCCCACAGAUCAGGAGACGUUGUCAUUCCUCCUGAUGAACAUGAAGGACGUGGCAGGAGCGUGGGCACACCCCCACCUUGAUCAACUUGGGUCCCACAGGGCCCUAAUUCAAACAGUCAACGAAUUUAGGACGGAGUUUUUGGCUGCAUUUGGUAACCCGGAUGCCACGCAAGCCGCUGAGCGGCAGAUCACUCACCUCACUCAGACAGGAUCCUGUGCUGAGUAUAUCACAAAGUUCAGGACCAUUGCCAUGGACCUGGACUGGAACGAUGCCGCCCUUCGUGGGCAAUUCGCACGUGGCCUCCACUGGGAGGUCAGCCGCCUCAUCGCCACCCAAGAGCGGCGCCCUACCACCCUCCUCGAGCUGCAGAAUGCGGCUCUGGUCAUUGAUAACGCCCUCCAAGAAGAGCGUGCCAGCCACCCGCCUAAGGGUAAUAAGCCUGGUGCCUCCACUACCACACCCAAUAGGGGGGCAAGUACCGGCCAACAGGCCACAAGACCAGGGCGCCUCUCCAGCGAUCCCAACUUUGUCCCUGAGGAGGAACGCAACCGCCGCAGGGCUGAAGGCCUCUGCAUCAAAUGCGGAAAAGCAGGGCACAAAUUUGCGGAAUGCCGCACUGGCUGGAAAGCCACGCCUAAAGAGGAAGGUGUCAAGAAAGAAGCCGCCAAGAUUGGCGAAGAAAAUGCGCCACUUUUUACAAUUCCAAUUCAACCAGAGAAAAAAGCGGAAACAAUAGAAGUCCUGAUUGAUUCAGGCGCCACAUCCUCAUUCCUCCACCCACGCACUGCCAAGGCAUUACGGCUUCCCCUAAUAGAUCUCCCUCAUCCUCGUACCGUUACUAUGCUCGAUGGGUCAAGCCCCCAGGCAGGCAAAAUCUGGAAGAAGGCCAACCUAACCUUCUCCUUUGAUGGCAAGAAAAUGACUGAGACCUUCCUUAUCUGCAAUACAGGGUCUCACGCCGCCAUCUUGGGAUUGAAAUGGCUAGACGCCCACAACCCAGAAAUUGAUUGGAACCAACGCACCCUCUCCUUACCUCAUGCCCCACCGGAACACGUGGCCAUUGCCGAAGAGGAGGAAGCUGACAAGAACCCCCUUGAAGGAGUACCCCCCAAGUACCAUCAAUACGCCAAGGUAUUUGGAGAGGAAGAAUUCAAUAAGCUUCCCCCCCACAGGCACUACGAUAUUGGCAUUGAACUCACCAAAGAAGGCCCCCUCAAUUCUCCCCUUUAUAGUAUGACAGAUGCUGAGUCCGCCACACUCAAGGACUGGCUCAGGGAUGAGUUGAAAGCAGGGAAGAUCCGCCCAAGCAAAUCUUCCAUCAGUUCCCCCGUUAUGUUUGUCCCCAAAAAGGAUGGUUCCCGCCGCUUGGUCGUUGACUACCGUUGCCUCAACAACCGGACUAAGAAGAACGUUUACCCGCUACCCCGUCCUGAUGACCUAAUGGCCCAGCUCCGCGGCGCCAAGGUAUUCACCAAACUGGACUUAAGAUGGGGUUACAACAACGUCCGGGUCAAAGAGGGUGACGAAUGGAAAACCGCCUUCCGCACCAAGUACGGCCUCUACGAGUCCCUGGUCAUGACAUUUGGUUUGACAAACGCUCCUGCUGCCUUUCAGCACUUCAUGAACAAAUUGUUCAAAGACCUCCUGGAUGUUUGCGUCAUCAUCUACCUUGAUGACAUCCUAAUUUACUCUAAGGAUGACGCAACACACACCCAGCACGUUCACGAAGUCUUACGGCGUCUCAUGGAAAACCAACUGUUCUGCAAAGCGUCAAAAUGUACUUUCCACGUGACCUCAGUAGAAUACCUUGGGAUCAUUGUUUCCGAUAAAGGGUUCAGCCUAGAUAAGCUCAAGAUCCAGGCGGUACAAGAAUGGCCGGUACCAACCAAGGUUAAGGAAGUACAAUCCUUCCUUGGGUUUGCCAACUUCCUACGCCGCUUUGUUGCCAAUUUUAGCCAUAUUGCCAGACCAUUACACAACCUGGUCAAAAAGGACACGCCGUGGAAGUGGGAAACCAAGGAGCAAGAAGCAUUCCAAGGGCUGAAGGACGCCAUCACUAACGCACCAGUACUACGUCACGCAGAUCCUUCCAAACCCUACUUCUUGGAAACCAAUGCCUCAGGAGCAGCACUAGGUGCCAUACUCAGCCAACGUCAGGAAGACGGCCGUCUCCAUCCGCUAGGCUUCCUAUCCGAGUCAUUCAAAGGUGCCGAGCAAAACUACGACACUCAUGACAAAGAACUCUUGGCAAUCAUCUGCUCUUUUGAGUAUUGGCGCAUUUUCUUGGAAGGAACCGCUCACCCUGUCACCGUAUUCACCAAUCACCGUAACCUGGAGUACUGGAAGGAGUCCCGAACAUUCAACCGUCGUCACGCUAGAUGGCACCUACUGUUAGCAGGGUAUAACUUCCAAAUUGUCUACCGCCCGGGAAAACAGUCCGGGAAACCUGAUGCCCUCUCACGACGUGCGGACCAUGCCGACAUUCCACCAGCCGCCCAAACCAUGCUUCCAGAGCCAGUAUUUGCCAAUGUGGCCCUAGUGAUCCCUGAAAAGGAGCUUCAACGCCAGAUUGAGGCCGCCCUGGACCAGGAUGAAUCCCUGGAGGAAAUACUACAAUUCCUCCAAAAUGAGUCCAAGGCACCCCCCUCCAUCAAACGCGCAUUCAAGGAUUACCAGAUGGAGGCAGGCCUACUAUUCUACCAAGGGCGAAUUGUGGUCCCUGACGUUGGAACUCUGAGAACGGACCUACUUUGCAUCUUCCAUGACAGCCCCUUGGCAGGACAUCCAGGAAGACAGCGUACCUUGGAAUUGGUAUCAAGGAACUAUUACUGGCCCGGCAUACGCGCUGACACAUACUGGCACGUUGAUUCCUGCAAAACCUGUCAACGAAUCUGGAAGCCCAAGUACGCAACCAUACCGCCCCAGCCAUUAGAACUCCCCUCACGCCCAUGGCAACAUGUGUCGUACAAUAUGAUAGUAGACCUACCAAAGGACGGAAGCAAUGACUCUAUCUUAGUUAUUGUGGACAGUUUCACUAAGUACGUUAUCCUGGUAGAAUGUUCCAAGAAGCUCAAAGCCCCAGAACUGGCGGACCUAUUCCUACGACACGUAUGGAAACGUUACGGCAUGCCUGAAAAAACGGUAUUGGACCGAGGACGGGUUUUUAACAAUAGAUUCCUGAAGGCUUUGUACCAACGCCUGGGGAUAGACCCCCACUUCUCCUCGGCCUACCACCCUCAGAGCGACGGGCAGACAGAACGCGUGAACCCAACGGUCGAGCAUUUCCUGAGGGCCUACUCUGGGAUAAAUCAGAAGGACUGGGUCAAGUGGUUGCCAAUGGCGGAGUUUGCCUAUAACAAUGCGGUACAUAGUGCAACAGGCAAAUCCCCAUUCAGGGCACUGUACGGAUGGGAACCCUCCUUAACCCCAAGUAACCUACCAACGGACGUCCCUGAGGCAGACAAAUUGGCAACACAGAUGGAAGCGCAAUGGCGGGAAAUAGAAUCCGCGCUCCGGCAAUCAAAAUCACGUAUGACAGCCGGAGAAACGGGAGAACCACUCGGGUUUGAAGUUGGAGAAGAGGUCUGGCUAGACGCCAAAAACGUGAAGCUGAAGACCCUGAGUCCCAAGCUGACGGAACAACGCCUAGGCCCCUUCAAAGUGACUGAGAAAAUCUCCGACCGCGCAUACCGCCUGGAACUCCCACCAUCCAUGAGAAUCCACGAUGUCUUCUACGUGGGGCUCCUGUCAAAAGUCAAAAGGGAUAAAAAACGCAACUUCGAGAACCGGCCCCCACCUGUGACCGUGGAUGGGGAAGAAGAAUACAAGGUUGAAGGAAUUACAGACAUGGAAGAAAGGAACGGGAAGUGGUUUUUUAGGGUAAAAUGGAAAGGCUACGGAUCAGAAGAGAAUACCUGGGAACCAAGGGAAAAUCUCAAAAACGCCGAAAAAAUCCUAGAAAAAUUUGAAAAAGAAAUGAAAAAGAAGGCCCUCGGCGCCGCCAAGGCCCUUAGGGGGGGCAGUGUUGUAGACACAUCUGAUACCAGGGAAUUUAUUCCCAUUUUCUCAAAUUUAAACGAAGACAAACGGAGAACAUUUUCGAUCACGUGA